Molecule: messenger RNA, 2001 nt
Organism: Zonotrichia leucophrys gambelii
Lineage: Eukaryota; Metazoa; Chordata; Aves; Passeriformes; Passerellidae
Gene: YWHAZ
Product: tyrosine 3-monooxygenase/tryptophan 5-monooxygenase activation protein zeta
Exons: 6
Coding region: 274-1011 (245 amino acids)
Biological process (GO): intracellular protein localization; signal transduction
Cellular component (GO): cytoplasm
Source: RefSeq, a predicted model, not a curated record
CCGCGCCGGCCGCCUGCCCGCACCGACGCUCCCGUGCCCGCCCGCCCGCCCGCCGCGCACAGGUAACGGGGCCGCCGCCCAGAACCGGCUCCUCUGGCUCGCGGCAGUUGGGAGCACUGAGCGGAGCGGCCGGGGGACAUCGCCCUGCUCCCCCCGGCGCGGCUCAGCGGGGAGGGAACAGGUCGCGGGGGCCGCUGCGCGGUGCGACGAGGGCCUUUCUCCGCCGGGGAAAAAGAGGGAAUCGCCGGCGGAGGGGGCGACAGAAUUAUCAACAUGGAUAAAAAUGAGCUGGUGCAGAAGGCCAAACUGGCUGAGCAGGCUGAAAGAUAUGAUGACAUGGCAAGUUGCAUGAAAUCUGUGACUGAGCAAGGAGCUGAGUUGUCCAAUGAAGAGAGGAAUCUUCUCUCUGUUGCCUAUAAAAAUGUUGUAGGAGCCCGUAGGUCAUCCUGGAGAGUCGUCUCAAGUAUUGAACAAAAGACGGAAGGCGCUGAGAAAAAACAGCAGAUGGCUCGAGAAUACAGAGAGAAAAUUGAGACCGAGCUAAGAGACAUCUGCAAUGAUGUGCUGUCUCUGUUGGAAAAGUUCUUGAUCCCCAAUGCUUCUCAAGCAGAAAGCAAAGUUUUCUAUUUGAAAAUGAAAGGAGACUACUACCGUUACUUGGCUGAGGUUGCUGCCGGAGAUGACAAGAAAGGGAUAGUGGAGCAAUCACAACAGGCAUAUCAAGAAGCUUUUGAAAUCAGUAAAAAGGAGAUGCAACCAACACAUCCCAUCAGAUUAGGUCUGGCUCUGAACUUCUCUGUGUUCUAUUAUGAGAUUCUCAAUUCCCCGGAGAAGGCCUGUUCCCUUGCAAAGACGGCUUUUGAUGAAGCAAUUGCUGAACUUGAUACAUUAAGUGAAGAGUCAUACAAAGACAGCACGCUAAUAAUGCAGUUACUGAGAGACAAUUUGACAUUGUGGACAUCCGAUACCCAGGGAGACGAAGCCGAAGCAGGAGAAGGAGGGGAGAAUUAACCAGCCUUCCAAUUUCCAUCUGCCUCAUUCUGAAAUUUAAACAGUAGACCAUUUGUCAUCCAUGCUGUCCCACAAAUAGUUUUUGUUUACGAUUUGACAGGUUUAUGUUACUUCUAUUUGGAUUUCUAUAUUUCCCAUGUGGUUUUGUUUAAUAUUAGGGGAAUAGAGCCAGUUAACAUUUGGGGAAUUUAUCUGUUUUCAUCUGAGGUGGCCAAUAUAGGGUUGUGAAAUUUUUAUACAAGUUUUACAUGUUUGGCAUAGUACUUUUGGUACAUUGUGGCUUCCCACAAGGCCAGUGUUAAAACAGCUUUCUAUGUCAGGCAAAGAUGACUGCUUGCAUAUUGGUCUGUCAUGAUGGAAAAAAGGGAUAAUCAAUGUUGCAGCCACAGGUGUAGUUAGUCUGAAUAUCCAAGCUGGAGCACACAUGGCUGUGAAGAAACUGAUGUCCCAUAGAUAUUGCAUGUCAGGGGAACAUGUGACAUCUGUGGAGUAUUCCAAUCAAGUGUACAUCUUUGAUUGCAGCUGAAGUGUUCCUUAAGGCAGUUUGAUAACCCAGUCAGCUUUCUCUAGAGAAGGACAGAGAAACGGUUCACAUUCCAUUAUUUGUAAAGUUACCUGCUGUUGCUUUCAUUAUUUUUGCUACACAUUUUAUUUGUAUUUAAAUGGUUUAAGCAACCUAAGAACAAAUGUACAAGUAAAGAUGCAGUAAAAAAUGAAUUGCUUGAUAUUCAUAAUGACACUGUAUAUCGAGCACAGCAGUAAAACAAAAACCCAUGUAUUUAACUUUUUUAGGUUUUUUGCUUUUGUGAUUUUUUUUUUUGAUACUUGCCUAACAUGCAUGUGCUGUAAAAAUAGUUAACAGGGAAAUAACUUGAGAUGAUGGCUAGCUUUGUUUAAUGUCUUAUGAAAUUUUCAUGAACAAUCCAAGCAUAACUGUUCAGAACAUGUGUAUUAAGUUGAUGUAAGUGGAAUAAAAGUUUUAUGAAUGGA